Messenger RNA from Colletotrichum higginsianum IMI 349063, 1017 nucleotides. RefSeq names its product Ankyrin repeat protein. Bases 1 to 1017 code for a protein of 338 amino acids. The transcript is spliced from 2 exons. NCBI's taxonomy places the organism in Eukaryota, Fungi, Ascomycota, Sordariomycetes, Glomerellales, Glomerellaceae. The record is from RefSeq and is a predicted model, not a curated record.
AUGGAUAACGGACCUGGGAAGGACGGGCACUCAGAGACCUCCCCCGUGAUAUCCUCGCUCGCCCAUGCCUGCAACGCUGCCUUCACCAAACUAUGCCAGGACCUCCCGACAACUGAUUACCACGGCCUGGAGGCUAAAGCGACUGACGAGGCUGGCCGGUUCAAGAUAUGGGCCGCGAACAUUGGCGCUCUGCAGAGGCCGCAGUCGUUCGGCUCACUCGACUCGAGAUUGAAGAGCGCCGAGCGCAUGAAGAGUAGCGUGGUCUCAGUACUUCGACGACUGGAAGAUGCUUUAGGUAGAGCUAAUGGCAUCGCCCUGGGAAACUUGCCCAACAGGACGAAAAGCCCCGUCAUCGAUGUAGAGUCCAUCAGCCACUCAUUUGGGUUACACUCCGGAAAUGCCAAUGAAGGGAAUCAUGUCUCUUCGGCUACGGAGAUCGACGAGCUGUUCAACAACAUCCGAUCCUGCAUCACGCAUCUUUUCAAUCUCUCUACUUUGCUUCGUCGGAGCCACCCUCGAGGACGCACGUCACGGCAGGGCCCCCAGUACUCACUGUCGGAUCCCAGGCCGUUCAUUACCAAUGCACAAGACAAAUUUCCAAAACUGAAGCAGUCUACCUGGCUGGCGGAGAGAAUAGGACAGCGGAAUGCUCGCCAAAUCGACUACAUUCGUUAUCGCCAGAAUCAUCGCAGGAACUUGGCCCAGGUCGAAGUCGGACCAGGACACGACGAGCAGGCAGAACGAGCCACGACCAAGGCGACUUCUUUCCACGAAACCCUCGCGUCACCCGAGAGCAUCAGAAGAGAUCCACUGGACUCGAAAUGGGCGGAGAGCGUAUACACCGUCGCAACAUCAUUUGCCCAGACAGCUGUUGGAGCUGACAACUAUUCAGGCCGAAUUGUCCCUCAACUGACAAGAUUGUGGCUGGAUGGACGACAGCUCGGUUACGGCGAACCGAUAGAGUGUCCUUAUUGUCGAACGAUCCAAGUCAUCAAGGAUCGCUUUCACUGGAAGUGA